AUGUCGGUGUUCGCUAUCCGGAAUACUCUCCUACAAAAUGGCUCCUCGAGCCUCCAGGACGAGCGUCUUAGCUCGUUUGGGCCAGUGACCUCACUCGGGUUCGAUUUCACCCCUCUUUUCGAAGACACGAUCUUCGGGCUACUACCAUCAGCCCUUCUCCUACUAUGCCUACCUUACAGGAUCUUCAGUCUCCACUCUCGAAGACCCAAGGUCAAUGCCGGGGGCUUCUUGAAAGAAAGCAAACUGCUUUUUCUAUCUGUUCUCGCGGCAGUGAAUCUGGCCUUACUUAUUCUGAACGUCUUCAACUCAUCGCUACGGACAGUCACCACGAUUCCCGCAUCCGCUUUGGCUUUUGCCGCUAGCCUGGGGCUUUGCAUUCUGUCUGAGUUUGAGCAUUCCCGGUCUCUAAGGCCUUCGCCUAUCAUCAACAUCUACAUUCUCCUAACAUUUGUUUUUGAUAUUGCGCGAACUCGCACACUCUUCAUGGAUCGAGCUAGCAUGCCCGUGGCCGGGUGUUUUGCCGCGAUGAUGGGCGUCAAGGCUCUAGUCCUAGUGGCUGAGGCGAUUGAGAAGCGAAACAUUCUAUUAGAUCCAUGGCGUGGACUGUCCCCGGAAGAAACCAGCGGUAUCUACAGCAGGUCAGUUUUCUUCUGGCUCAACAAACUCAUGACCUCCGGAUUUCAGGGCGUUCUUCGCAAUGAAGAUCUCUACCCGAUUGAUCGCGAUAUGACUGCGGAAGUUCUGCGGGACAAAAUGAAAUAUGCCUGGGACAGGGCCACCAAAGGAAAACGUAGAGCAUUGCUUUAUGCUCUUUUACGCGCGAAUACCAAAGCCCUGGUCUACUGUAUCGUGCCACGCCUGGUACAGAUUGGGUUUCGCUACGUACAGCCAUCCCUACUGACCCGCGUGAUUUCAUUCGCGAGUGAUGAGUCUCAGCCGGACAGUAUUGGAUGGGGUCUGACAGGAGCCUUUUUUUUGGUUCUUCUUGGGGUAGCUGUUUCUAAUGGAUUUUUCUACCACAUGAAUUACCGCUUCCUGACACGAGCCAGAGGUAAUUUAAUCAGCAUCAUCUAUACCAAGACUGUCGAUCUUAGCAUCGCUGCUGUCGAUGAAUCGGUGGCGGUGACUCUCAUGUCCAGCGAUGUGCAAUCCGUCUGCGAUGGACUGCAACUUCUGCAGAGUCUCUGGGCUGUCCCUCUUGAGAUGGCCAUAGCCACUUGGCUUCUCUUUCGCCAGCUUGACAUCGCUUUUGUUGCGCCGCUUGCCCUGUCAGCUAUCUCAACGAUGGCCAUUAUUUGUCUCGCGAGAUACAUGGGAUAUGCUCAGAAGAUCUGGAUGGAGAAAAUUCAGACACGAGUCUCCGUGACAAGCUCCAUGCUUGGGUCGAUGAAGUCUGUCAAGAUGCUGGGGUUGUCCGAUUGGCUUGCUGGGAUUGUCCAAAAUCUUCGAAUCACUGAACUGAACGAGGCAAAAUUGUUCCGGAGGCUCCUCGUCGCGAGAGUGUUCUUUUCAAACAUUAUCUAUGUUUUUGGGGCCUUUGUCACUCUUGCUAUAUAUGUUGCCCUUCCGGGAAGCAAAGAACGUCCGUUAACUUCUGAAUCAGCAUACACAGCCCUCACGCUUGUCUCUUUGAUUUCAGCACCUGUCAAUGAAUUUAUCCGGGCAAUUCCCUCCAUGAAUACGGCCAUCGCGUCUCUGCAACGGAUCCAAGACUUUCUUGAGUCAGAGGCACGGCGAGAUCAUCGAAUAACCCUCCCUGGAUCCCAUAGCUCAUCAGCCCCCACAGAGGAUAGCGAUGGGAUCGAACUUGUCGAACAAACCCAGGCCCCAAAAAGCGAGUCCUCGGCAGUGCUUGUUGCACGAGAUGCCAGCUUCUCCUGGGACCCAGCAUCGAGUUUAUCGGUUCAUGAUGUCAAUAUCAGCAUCGGAAGAGGUCAAAUAUGCAUCGUCAUCGGCCCAACAGGGUGCGGCAAAAGCACUCUUUUCAAAGGAAUUCUAGGAGAAACCCCAUCGACAAAAGGCUUCCUCUAUUCUAAUUGUGCAGAAGCAGCCUAUGUGGACCAGACCCCGUGGGUCCGCAAUACCACGCUUCGAGAAAAUAUCCUUGGCGUUUCCGUUUACGACGAAUCUUGGUAUGAGGAGGUGGUGAGAGCUUGUGCUUUGGAUCAAGACCUUCCUAUGCUACCAAAUGGCGAUCACACCCAAGUUGGGUCCGCAGGAAUUUCACUUUCUGGUGGCCAGAAGCAGCGACUGGCCCUUGCUCGAGCAGUCUACUCCCGUAAAGAGCUUAUUCUGCUAGAUGAUGUCUUCUCCGGCCUUGAUGCUGGAACAGAGGAGCGCAUAUUCGCCCGGCUAUUCUCCAAUAACGGAAUUUUUCGACGGUUAGGAACCACUGUGCUGCUUGCCACACAUGCAGUACACAGGCUCUCUUACGCCGACCAAGUCAUUGUCAUGAGCAAUAAAGGCCUUAUCGCUGAGCAAGGCACUUUGGCUGAGCUUGAGAAGAGUGGCGGAUAUGUCUCUUUGUUGAGGGCCCAGUACCGUGAAACCCAGAGCGACGAUGAAGAAAAUACACGAGUCGAUAAAUCUACAGUGGCACUGGCUGCGUCGGAACAAGCUACGGGUCGAGACACCAUGGAAGAAGAGUUGAAGCGAGGAAAUGGAGACAUAUCUCUCUACACCUACUACUUCAAGUCUGUCCACUGGGCGUCUUCGGCUACCUUUCUCACCGCUUGGGUGAUUAGUGGCGUAUUAACGCAAUUCGAUGGUAUGUUGGUCAAUCUGUGGACCAGCGCUUUGGAAAAGCACGGCAAUAGUGUCAAUGGCCUUUAUUUGGGACUUUACGCCCUAGUGGCGGUAGUGAACACAAUUUGUCUAGUUGGUGGCGCCUAUCAUUUCAUACUGUUCUUCGCUCCGAGAAGUGCGCUGGUCUUACACGAACGUCUUCUGAAGACAGUCAUGAACGCUCCCCUUGCCUUCUUUACUUCGGUGGAUACAGGAACAACUACAAAUCGCUUCAGUCAAGAUAUGAUGCUACUUGAUCAUGAUCUUCCAUAUGCGUUGGUUGAUUUUGUGCUAUCUUUCUUCCAAGGCGUCAUGUCAGCGGUUUUGAUGUGUGUCUCAGCCCGCUACUUUGCCGCCGUCAUGCCGGUCCUCUUCCUAUUCAUGUGGGUAUUGCAAAAGUUCUAUCUACGCACGUCCCGUCAAAUGAGACUCCUCGACCUGGAAGCCAAGUCGCCGCUAUUUUCUCAGUUCAUCGAAACUUUGUCCGGGCUGGUGACAAUUCGUUCCUUUGGGUGGGCGGCAGCCUUCGAGAAGCAAAAUCUUACAUUGCUCGAUGCGUCACAGAAGCCGUUCUACUUGCUUUUCUGCAUCCAGCGGUGGCUAGAAUUGGCACUGGACAUGACAGUCGCGGUCCUAGGCGCCAUUCUUAUGGCACUUGUUGUGAAGCUGCGCACAGAGGUUGGAGCUGGAUACGUCGGUCUGGCCAUCCUCAACGUCAUCACCUUCAGUCAGACUCUUUCCAUGAUCCUUCGUAUGUGGGCCUCCUUAGAGACAUACAUCGGCUCGGUGGCUCGAGUCCGUGACUUUGUCUCAAAUACCGAGAAUGAAAACAAGCUCGGCGAAGACGCUCUCCUUCCGACAAUCGACCUCUCAUCCUGGCCAGAGAAAGGCGCGAUCGAAUUCCGCAACGUCUUCGCAUCGUACAAUACCGGCGCCGACAAGAAAUUUGUCCUUUCAAACCUCAACUUCGCCAUCGAAGCCGGCCAAAAGAUUGGUAUCUGCGGCCGCAGCGGCAGCGGGAAGAGCUCGCUGUUAGCUUCUCUGUUCCGGAUGGUUGAAGUCGAGCCAAGCAGCCAAAUCCUGAUUGAUGGCGUUGAUAUCACCCGGAUUCCGCGCAACACAACCCGCCAGGCUCUAAACGCCAUCCCCCAGGAGCCAUUCUCAACACACGGGUCUAUCAGAUCAAACAUGGACCCCAGGGGAGUACACACCUCGGAUGUCAUUGAGGAUGCGCUGCGACGAGUCGAGCUUUUGGAUCUCGUCCAGGCCAAAGGGGGGAUCAGCGUUGCUAUGGAUUUCAAUUUCUUUUCGCAUGGACAGCGUCAGCUCUUUUCUUUAGCGCGCGCAUUGCUUCAUGGGAGCAAGGUUGUUAUCCUCGACGAAGCGACUAGUAACGUGGACGUUGUCUCGGAUGCGCUGAUGCAGCGUGUCAUCCGAGAGCAGUUCUCGGAUUGCACCAUCAUUGCCGUAGCGCAUAGACUCGGGACGAUCAUUGAUUUUGACAAAAUUGCGAUGGGGGGGUUGGCGGAGUUUGAUACGCCGCAGGCGCUUCUUGGGAGGAAUAGUCUUUUCAAAGAGCUCUACGAGUCGUGA
This is a messenger RNA of Penicillium chermesinum, 4377 nucleotides long. RefSeq lists its product as uncharacterized. The coding region runs from base 1 to 4377 and encodes 1458 amino acids. Gene Ontology annotation, biological process: transmembrane transport. Gene Ontology annotation, cellular component: membrane. Gene Ontology annotation, molecular function: ABC-type transporter activity; ATP hydrolysis activity; ATP binding. The transcript is spliced from 4 exons. Lineage: Eukaryota; Fungi; Ascomycota; Eurotiomycetes; Eurotiales; Aspergillaceae. The record is from RefSeq and is a predicted model, not a curated record.